This is a messenger RNA of Amphibalanus amphitrite, 1740 nucleotides long. Its product is annotated as cytochrome P450 2C15-like. Bases 135 to 1589 code for a protein of 484 amino acids. The transcript is spliced from 2 exons. The record is from RefSeq and is a predicted model, not a curated record. Gene Ontology annotation, cellular component: intracellular membrane-bounded organelle; cytoplasm. Gene Ontology annotation, biological process: xenobiotic metabolic process. Gene Ontology annotation, molecular function: oxidoreductase activity, acting on paired donors, with incorporation or reduction of molecular oxygen, reduced flavin or flavoprotein as one donor, and incorporation of one atom of oxygen; iron ion binding; heme binding. Lineage: Eukaryota; Metazoa; Arthropoda; Thecostraca; Balanomorpha; Balanidae.
UUGGGCUAUACGACCGGCGAUAGGGGCGCGGCUCGUGUCGACGCUUCGGGGAGAAGCGAGGCGUCGCAGCGUGCGCGUCGAGCCGCGCUGAGAGGGAGCUGUUCCGGCUAGUAACGAAGACUAGAGCAGCAGCCAUGUGGGUGGUGGCUGUAACGGUUCUGGUGGUGCUGGUGGCACUGGUGUGGCACAGGAAAACAACAAACAAAAACCUUCCACCAGGUCCUGGAGGCCUUCCCGUGAUCGGACAGCUUACCAAAGCUGUUGAUCCCAGAAAGGAGCUUCAUUUCUUAGCGUGGAAGAAACAAUAUGGCCCCAUAUUCCACAUAACAUCGAUGUCUGAACAUCUAAUUGUGCUAUCUGAACCAGACCUGAUUCGGGAGGCCUUCAGUAAAGCCGAGGCAGCAGAUCGUAUAUCCAAUGUGAUCAUGGCCCUUUUCUACGCUGACAAAGGCCUGAUCUUCAGCAGCGGAGAACUUUGGAAGCAGUCACGUCGUUUCUCUCUCCACCAUUUGCGGAACUUUGGGAUGGGUGGCGCAAAACUGGAAAGCGUCAUCCAAGACCACGUCCAGGACCUGUUAGAUAAGGUGGUUGCACCGAGCGAAGGAAAACCACUCAACAUUGACCGCAGCCUACGCAUUGCCAUUUCCAACGUCAUCUGGGGUAUGGUGUCCAGCCAGAAAUUCGCUGUAACCGACACCCGAGCACUUGAUGUUUUGAGACCCUUCGACGAGAUAUCAGGGUUUGUCGGCCGCUUCGUCGUGCUGGCUAUGUUUCCGAUACUGUUGAGACUACCCCAUUGGCUUAAUGGUCUGAGCAAGGUCUACAAGAUAUUCAACGGUCCCAUCGACACACUUCUCCAACCAGCGCUCGAUGAACAUGAGCGAACGGUAGACCUGAAUGGCGAGCCUCGCGACUACAUCGACUGCAUGCUGCAGGAGCGCAGUCGCAACCCGCAGCUCUUCACCAACAGGCACAUGAUUCGCUCCAUCCUGGACCUCUUCCUGGCAGGCCAUGAUACCACUGCAGUGACCAUCGAAUGGGCCUUUAUCUAUCUGUGUCAGCAUCCGGAAGUCCAGCGAAAGGUACGAGAGGAGAUCACCAACGUCGUUGGCAAGGAGCGUCCACCGGCCCUGUCUGAUCGGACCCGCAUGCCCUACACAGAGGCCUUCAUAAUGGAGACCCAGCGCGUGGCCAACACAGUCCCCACCGGUGUGGAGCACGUGACUCGUGAAGAGAUUCAGCUUGGAGGCUACACGAUCCCGCGCGGAGCCCAAGUCAUCUCGCUGCUGAUGGCCGUUCACAUGGACGAAAAGCACUUCCCGGAGCCGGAGGUGUUCCGCCCAGAGCGGUUCCUCGACGACCAGGGUCGUGUCAAGCCGAAUCGCGCCCUGAUGCCGUUCUCGGUCGGCAAACGGUCGUGUCUGGGGGAGGCCCUGGCGCGUGCCGAACUCUUCCUGUUUGUCACGGCGUUGCUGCAGCGCUACUCGCUGCGGUUCCCGGACGGCUUCGACCACGACCUCAGCUGUAACCAGAAAAAGAUGCUCGUUCGCGAGCCAUCACCGUACGAGCUUGUGCUGGAGCGGGUAUGAAACAUAGGUCUCAAAGCCGGUCGUCGAGAGCAAGGCCGUACAAGAAGUACAGUUUCAACUGGGUCUAUGACGGGUGUCAGUAAGCAAUCAUGCCCUGUCUGGUCAAUGGUCGUGAGUAAAUGACGCUGGAAAUACAUACAUUCGUAAUGUC